AUGAAGCCAUUAAAAAGUAUCAUUUUUAAAUCAGAUAUCAAUAUUUAUCUUAGAUUUAUAGGAAAAUAUAAAAAACUUCAUAAGAUCCUGCUAUCAAUAGUUUACAGUAUUUUAUGGUUGAUGACUUUCGGAAUUAAGCAUGCAAAGAAGCUUUCAAUGCAAUAUGUCCCGUAUGCCUCCUACACUAGACCCGGAUUCAUGAAAUAA
This is a messenger RNA of Saccharomycopsis crataegensis, 207 nucleotides long. RefSeq lists its product as uncharacterized. The record is from RefSeq and is a predicted model, not a curated record. The transcript is spliced from 2 exons. Lineage: Eukaryota; Fungi; Ascomycota; Saccharomycetes; Ascoideales; Saccharomycopsidaceae. Bases 1 to 207 code for a protein of 68 amino acids.